Molecule: messenger RNA, 1309 nt
Organism: Leguminivora glycinivorella
Lineage: Eukaryota; Metazoa; Arthropoda; Insecta; Lepidoptera; Tortricidae
Gene: Mrm2
Product: rRNA methyltransferase 2, mitochondrial-like
Exons: 3
Coding region: 115-864 (249 amino acids)
Biological process (GO): RNA methylation
Cellular component (GO): mitochondrion
Molecular function (GO): rRNA (uridine-2'-O-ribose)-methyltransferase activity
Source: RefSeq, a predicted model, not a curated record
UGUAGACUGUACCCUGUACCUGUAGUGUAGUGGAAUGGGUUGAAUUGGAGUUUAUUUUUGUUAUUCUUCCAAUUUAAUAUAAAGUGAAGUAAAAGCAACACCUAUUAUUAUACAAUGUGGACAUUGCGCCCAAUUGCGCAGUCUUCUUUAAGCUACACCAGAAUGUGUUUUUUAGUCAAUUGUUUAAAGCGAUUCAAGAGCUCUCAGCAAUGGUUAAGUCGUCAAAGAGUAGAUCCUUAUGUUGAAAAGGCAAAGAUAAAUAACUAUAGAUGUCGCAGUGCAUUCAAACUCCUUGAAAUGAACGAAAAGACGAAUAUACUCACACCAGGCCUUACGGUCAUUGACCUAGGAGCUUCACCAGGCUCAUGGACUCAGGUAGCAGUGCAAAAAACGAAUGCUGAUGGAGCAGAUCCCAAGAAACCUAAAGGGACUGUGUUGGCCAUUGACAAACUGCAAUUAUUUCCUAUUGAGGGAGCAACAAUUUUAAAUAAUAUGGAUUUUUCUACAAUUGAGGCACAUGAUAAGGUGAUAAAGGCCCUAGGGGACAAGAAAGUAGACCUGGUUCUAUCAGACAUGGCCCCGAGUGCCACCGGCGUGCGGGAGCUGGACAAGGACCGCAGCCUAGGGCUCUGCUACAUGGCCCUAAGGUUUGCAGCACUAGUCACCAAGGUUGAUGGCAACUUAUUAAUCAAAGUAUGGGAUGGGAAAGAAGUACCAAUCUUAGAAAUGGAUUUGGAAAGGUUUUAUAGACAAAUAAAAAUAUUAAAACCAAAUGCCAGCAGGUCAGAAUCGUCAGAAAAGUUUAUUCUUGCAAGAGGAUUCAAGGGCAUUCAGAAGCCCUUGGAAAAUGGCCGCUGGGGGUAACAUGUACCUGAAUGUCAAAGCAGCUAAUAAUAAGUCUUCCAAUACAAUUGAGGAUAAAGUUAGUCAUUAUAUGUAUAAUUAUAUAGUUUUUAGACAGUCCAUUAUAUUACCUGUACUUCAGAUCUUUAUCUUUCUACCUUGUAUUAAAAGAAGAUUACUCGGUCCCUUGCAGUACCCGUGGUAGGAAGACCCACGGGGUUAUAUUUCAUAAUACCUAGAUAACUGAACUGGUCAAAUGGUAAGUGUGUUGCCCUUGUAAAAUUAUAGCUUAGUACUCUAAUGUAUAUAAUGAUGUUUAUUAUAAGCACAAAUAUUGACUUUCGUCAUAGUACAAUCUAGAGAUAAAGUAAUCAAGAUAUACUCAUAGUACUUAACCAUUAGUCAUGAUGUUGCCAUCUAUACAAAGUUUAUAAUUAAUUGAAAUAAAACACUUGAUUAUAAAAGA